Myzus persicae (green peach aphid) is the source of this 2499-nucleotide messenger RNA. RefSeq lists its product as uncharacterized. The record is from RefSeq and is a predicted model, not a curated record. NCBI's taxonomy places the organism in Eukaryota, Metazoa, Arthropoda, Insecta, Hemiptera, Aphididae. The transcript has 2 exons. Bases 388 to 2418 code for a protein of 676 amino acids.
AAAGACAAACAUUUUUUCCUGGUGAUUAUUUUUUUAUCCCUCGGCACUUUAAAAAUUUAAUAGUGAGUGAUUAUUAAUGAAUGACUCAAUUCCUGUGGCACUGCUUGGUAAACAAAAUAUAUCCACUUAAAAACAUAUUUUUAUGCUCAAAACCGCCGCACUAUGUUUAAUUGCAUUUCAACAACGGUCAAUGAGUGACGUUUAUGAUCAUUGAUUAUGGUGUUAUUUUAAUUACUCAAUGUCAAGUCGUAAUACGAGUCAAGUGUCGAUUGUUAUAAUUAAUAUCUGUUGCCGUGUUUUUUCGGCACCUCUGCUAUUGCCUCGAUAGCUGCUGACGACAAACCACCCCAAAAACACUUCUCGGAGUCAAGGAUUUGAUUUGCGGCAAUGGUGUUAGCUGUGCUGUCGUUCCUAAGCUUUGCGAUGUCCGCGGUCGCUGCGGGUAUGACGUCUUUAGCCGACGUGGUUUCGAUGUCGGCGGUUGUUGCCCAGAACAACAGCGGUGGCGAGUACACUGCCGAGUUGUUCGACUGCCUGGCGAACGUGACGCGUACGUAUUUUGACCGGCGGACCGUUUACAUGUAUUUCCGGCGGUCUGGAACAACCGAGUACGCGGCUGCAGUGGACGCUUUCGCCAUGGCCGUGCAAAGCCCCAAAGUGAUCGUGCCAUAUUCGUCGUUCACCGUGGACGCCCCGCCACAGCAGCAGACGAGAGGUGGUGUGUUCGCGUUCCUGGCCGAGGACAGGCUGUACACGCAACUGCUGAACACCACGCAGCGGAGCUAUUUCCUGGCGGUUUGGACGAGGCAGGUGCCCAUGAACAACAUCCGGCGCACGUUCCGCCUCUUUUGGGACGCGGGAAAGCAUGUAAACGUCGUCGGGCUGGUCCGGAUGGACGAGGGUGGCGUGAACGCGUAUACCUACCGGCCAUUUUCCAACUACGGGUGCAGCAAGUUGGGCCGGCCGUUGCUACUGGACCGGUGGGUGGAUGGACGGUUCAGUGUGGGUACCGACCUGUUCUCCGGAAAGCCGAAAACCGGUAACAUGCUCGGCUGUCCGCUCCGGUGCGCCGGCAACGAACACCCACCCGACACGGUGUUGCGGCCCGGCGACGGCACUGCACAGCGUCCGCUGUGGACCACGUCCGGCGUCGGCGGCAAGGUGCUAGAGAUCGUGGCCAGGCACAUGAACUUCACGCCGGUCAUCAUGUCACCGAAGGGUAAUGCGUCCGAAAUGUACAGUUGGUACAACAGCGCUGAAGUGUUAGACAACAUAACGGCUAUGCUGUACUCGGAGGAGGCCGACUUGGCGUUUGGCUGGUACUCGUACGCCACUCACAACAGUGCGUUCAACACUGAACUGGCUAGGACUACGAGUAUCGACUGUCUGGGGUGGGCAGUUCCGUACCGGGCCGGCCCUCCGCCGCAGUCUUGGACCAAUUACGUUUACGAGUUCGACAAAAUCGGAUGGUUGUUCAUCGGCUCGAUGUUCGUAGUUGCUGUUGGCGUGUUCCAUUUCUUCCGAAAACUGAAAAAGUUGCACCGCGUGGAUUCUGUGGUGUUCUUCGUGUACCGCACUGCUAUUGACCAGCCACUGGGCGUGCUGCCUGUCUGGUGUAGCCUCCGGGCGUUCAUGAUGCACUGGCUGUGGUACUGCAUGGUCAUCAACGUGGCGUACAAAGCGUCGUUGGGCAGCUUCAUGACGGUACCGGCGCACGGUGCAGAGUUCACUCGGAUGGAUGAGAUCCUGGACUCGGCGUUGAUCACGAUGGCCACCCCGCGGUCGAUGCACAUAAUGAACGCGACGACGGCCACUACGCGGAUAUCGCGGACGUUCAUGAAGCGGCUCCAGCUGUUGCCGCCCACCAACUUCGAGCUAGUCAUCGAUCGGCUGGUGGUUAAGCGUGACAUCGCUCUGUUCGAAGUGAAGCGGUUCAUGUACUACUACUCCAUACCCCAGGCUAAGCGCAUCAAAGUCAAGAUACCCAUACGGUUCCUGCCCGGCUGUCUGUUGCGCACGCACACCACGCAGUUCAUGUUCAACGGCGGCUCGUACCUCAUCGAGCCGGUCAACGCUGUGCUUAGUACGCUCUUCGAGACCGGCAUCGUCGACCACUGGAUCACACACUUGGGUUCCAAUAAGGUGCUGCCGCUGGAGAAGAUCCGCGGCCGGGUACUCAAGCUAGUCCGGCUCAAGGAAGCGUUCCUGUUCCUGUUUUUCAGCUAUGCCGUCGCGUCCGCCGUGCUCGUCGUCGAGAUCUGCUGGUCCACAAGACUGCACCGCCGACUGUUGCGACUAGUCCUGCAGCGGCAACGCCCAGCCCGGACUUGCACGAUGGCUACGAGUAGUAGCAGCACUGGCAAAGGCAGUGGCCGCAAAUCCCCUCGCAGUAACACCGUGUUUCCGUUCGUCCACUAAAAUUAUGUCAUUGAAUAAAUUUGUUGUGCGCACAGUAAUAUUGUUGUAAUAACUUAAAAUACAACAUAAUAAGUAGAAUAA